GAAUCACGGCACUGUACACUGCACGGUGUUAGCUAACUGACCAUCUGCAAUCCAGAGGAAUAAUCACUAACCAGAAACAGGAAAAGGCUUCUAUAGAAAGACUUCUCUCCGAAACGAUAAACAGGACUUUAACUCGAAGUCAAACGUUUAAAGCAUCCCAAGAUCCUACGAUCCUAUACACCGAAUCGGCAGUAAGAAGACAGGAGUUCCUACUAGCUCUGAUCUCAUGAAAACACAAGACGACCAGGCGUUGCAGGAAUGGAGAAAGCUGAUCGCCUGAAAACACUUUCACUUCUAGCGACCGUCAAUUUUUUGCUCCUUCUGUUCGGAGAUGUAGGCUCGGAAAAAAUCUUCCACAACAGAGAUCGUUCGGAUCUUGAGCUUCAACGUCACCCGCAGGCAGCUCCUAUCCUGAGCCCGGAGGCUGCCCAGCAAUACCUUGUGAAAUAUGGGUGGGUAGACCCCGUUAAUUGGGAAGAGCAAGCAUUUGGAAAUAUCCCUGAGUUUGACCAAGCUCCACAAGAUGUGUCCCAGGUAAUAUCGGAAGGCGAGUCUUCUGAGCGCCAAAGUUCCAAUACUUCUAAUAAGACUGAGAUAAGUCCAUACUUUUCCGAGUUCUUGAAAAGAUUCCAGGAGGCUAACGGGCUCAAUGCAACCGGAAUUCUGGACAAUGCCACAAUGAUGGCUAUGAACAAACCACGCUGUGGUGUCCCUGACCACAAAGUUCCAUCAAAACGGAAAAAUGCAACCCUGGGCCUUCUUACCCCGGAGGAUGACACCCAACAAAAGAGAGGCUUACUGUACAGACUGGUUGAACACCACAGGAGGAAAAGAGAUAGCAAGGCUACUUUGGGAAGCAGUAGCUCUUUAAGUUUUUCCAAGAGCACACUUAAGUGGAGGCUGAUGGGAGAAGGGUAUAGCACGCAACUAAGUAUCGCGCAGCAGAGGAGAAUACUCACAUUGGCUUUCCGCAUGUGGAGUGAGGUUACCCCACUGCUGUUCAUGGAAGACCUCGAAGGAGAUGAUGUUGAUAUCCGAGUUGGCUUCGGCACAGGUCAGCAUCUUGGCUGCUCCCAGGCCUUUGAUGGAGUGGGGCAGCAGUUUGCUCACGCCUGGUACCUGGGCGAUAUUCAUUUUGAUGACGAUGAACACUUUGUCGGUUCAAGUAGUGAGCAUGGAAUCAGCCUUUUGAAGGUCGCAGUUCAUGAGAUUGGCCACGCUCUUGGCCUGCCCCAUAUUAACCGCCUGGGAUCCGUGAUGCAGCCAAAUUACACACCUCUGGAGGGGAAAUUCGAGCUGGACUGGCAAGAUAGAAGAGCCGUGCAGGAGAAAUACGGUGCCUGUGAUGGGAGUUUCAGCACCGUAUUUGAUUGGGUGAAAAAGGAGAGGACCCCACGCGGAGAGAUUUAUAGAUUUAACACCUACUUCUUUAAGACCGGCUGGUAUUGGAUGUAUGAGAAUAAGGUUAAUCGGACUAGGUUUGGGGAUCCUCGUCCUAUCAAAGCUGGAUGGCAUGGGCUCCCCGAAAAAGACAUUGAUGCUUACGUACAUGUGUGGACCUGGAAUAUCGACGCUCAGUAUUUCUUUAAAGGCACACAAGUCUGGCGCUACGACCCUGAAAAGGACAUGGCUUUUACAGAAGACUGGAGGAAAAAGAAGUACCCGCAACUGAUUUCUGAGGCAUUCCCUGGAGUCCCAGUUCCCGUGGACGCCGCUUUCUUUGACAAGAAGGAACGUCUUAUCUACUUUUUCUCAGAAAAUAAUGUAACGGCAUUUAGCGUCGACUGGAAUAAAAAAAUGGAGAAUUACCCAAAACGCAUACUCGAGGUAUUCCCCCCAGUUGACCCCACCGACCACCCCAAAGGCUAUAUCGACUCUGUCUAUUACUCCUACUCGCAUCAGUCAACGUAUUUCAUCAAGGACAAGUUCUUCUGGAAGGUGGUGAGCGAAAGAGAGAGACAAGCCAACGCGUCACUGCCUGUCAACGGACUUUGGCCCAAAAGGAAAAUCAACUCAAGGUGGUUUGACAUUUGUGAUGUCCAUCCUUCAGUGCUCUCCCUGGGAACAUAAACAGGAAAGGUGAUGCAUGGCGUGUGCUAGUCUCUCGCCGGAGAAGAAUCUUCGACGUGUUGUUUAUCGAUACAUUCCAACGCUGAACUUUUAACAACCAAAAUGUUCCGGCACACCUAAUGAACUGAGAUAACGGCCAGCAGACACGGGUGUUUCAAAAUAUCUUGUGAGCAGUUGUGAAAUAUGUUUUUAUUGAAUUUUAUGUACAAAACCUUUUUUUUUUCAUUAAUGAUGCAACAUUCCAUAGGAAGAUGAAGAGCACCCACCUGGGAUACAGUAGGGUUAGUUAAUUGGUGUCCAAUUGGACGUCUUUUGAGUUUGGUUCACUGUUCCUUUUCCAACAGUUUUCUCUUAUACAGGACAGACAUCAUACAUUUUUUUAAUUUCUGUUUGGAUCAUACCAUUUCUACUGGACAUGACUUCUAUAUUAGGUAUUAUUUUCUGUAAAAUGGGAUUUCCUUAUCGCCCAUCCCAAGCCACCCAUUACCUUCAGAAGAUGUCCUCACCACCUUCUUUUCCUUUUAUAUCCUGAUAAUUAUUAUUACUAAGCUAUCUUUUAAUCUGUGCACAUCUGGGGCUCCCAGUUUUUCUUAAUAGGCCACAUGCUACGUUUUCAUGCUCACGUAGCACUGUCGGCCUGUGGCCCACCGGGCAUUUUCCUGGGGUGCCAGAUUGCCAGUCCGGGCCUACAAAGAUACCAUCUUUAGAAGGCUCUAGGUAGUGGUCUUCCAUCUAAGCUCCAGAGGAAGCGAUACUGGCUCUUGUUGAGAACCCCUUUAGUAACAUGUUAAUAUUACGUAUCUGGCUAAAAAUAAGAUUUUUUAAAAAAAAAAUAAGAAACAUCCACUUUUAUCUUUCAUUCCUGUCAUCUAAACCACAAACACAACUGCAAAACCCCCUACGGCGUAUCGUCUUCACUAACCACCAUCUUUAGCCGACUACCACUGGGACAAUCUGAUGCUGCUAAGACAAAAGUAAGGGAAAAAAGAUUAGAAAAGGAAAAAAAAUCUAUUUAUUUAUCCAUUUUACAAGUAUUUAUGGUUUAUAAGCCUUUAUUUUUUUAGGGAUAGUAAACAGUGUCCUCCCAUUUUUUUUUCUCCCCUAAUAUUGUUUUUGACUACUACAUGAAAUAGUAAUUCGAAAUUUCAAGACAAAGACGUGAAGAGCCAACGCAUUUCACCAGAAACCGGCUGACAUUGGCUCUGUACGUUGCUUUAUUUGUGUUUUUUUAUGUGUAUUUUCUGAUUAUCAUUUUGAGAUGUUUUAGUUACAGCAUCGUAAAUCACGACGACGGUAAAUUGUUAAGUAGACGGUUUUUUUUUUUUUAUUUCUGUUGAAUCCACCUAUAUUCAGGGAGGGAUUCCUUUCAAAGCAUGCCGGAGCGAUGUGACACUUUAAAUGACGUGGACACCCGUGACAUUAUUGGAAUUAUGUGGUUAUUUUCAAUAAUUAUAGUUUUUGGCCUCAAAAUGCUAUAGGCUGACCUAGAAAGACAAUAUUUGUACAGAAAUACAAAAAUGUAAUGUUUUGAGGUUUUCUCAUAUUUAAUGCAUAAUGCACAUCAUGAAAAUAUACGCUAUAUAUCUAGUAAUCAAUAGAAUAUGCUAAUUUCACACCCUUUCAGCUACAACCGCCCGACUUUUUGACGUAACAAUAAAAUGUUGAUAAUUUACUUUUUUUCACUUACAGACUAAAAAGAGGACUUUCGUUUCCUUUUUUGUUAAAUAUACGACAAUCACCUGUUCUCAUCUUUCGGACGUCUGGUGUGUUUAAAGUGUUUUACAUAUUGUAAAAAUGUAACCAUUUUAAUAAAUAAUAUAAAAAUA
This is a messenger RNA of Spea bombifrons (plains spadefoot toad), 3896 nucleotides long. RefSeq names its product matrix metalloproteinase-21-like. The record is from RefSeq and is a predicted model, not a curated record. Gene Ontology annotation, biological process: proteolysis; extracellular matrix organization; collagen catabolic process. Gene Ontology annotation, cellular component: extracellular matrix. NCBI's taxonomy places the organism in Eukaryota, Metazoa, Chordata, Amphibia, Anura, Pelobatidae. The transcript is spliced from 8 exons. The coding region runs from base 259 to 2070 and encodes 603 amino acids. Gene Ontology annotation, molecular function: zinc ion binding; metalloendopeptidase activity.